UACGGCUGAAGUUUGUCCUCGCUGGCUUUCCAUCGCUCAGACAGCUCGGCUUCAAAGCCACAAACAGGGAAGAAUCUCCAUCAACACAAGAGGAGCUGUGACUCACAGUUGUACGGACUGCUCUCUCUGUCUCUGGUUCUCAGGAGCUCGACGCGUUAUACACAGAAGUUGCUCCAGUGUAUCCCUUUGGAGUGCUUUGCAGUGAGUACGCUUCUCCUUCAGACAGAUAGGCUUUUAGCAGGCUGCGUCUCUGUGGCCAUGAGGGAUCAUGGCAGAACUGCAGGUGGAUCAAUCUAACCUGCCUCGGGUUCAGGAGGUGUCCCAGUAUUUCUCGGUGCUAGAAGAUGGAGCAUUGGCACAUAACUUACAGGAGCAGGAAAUUGAGCAGCACUACAGUUCCAACGUUCAGAGGAAUCAGCUGGUUCAGAAAGACAUUCGUGUAGCCAAGAGGCUGCAAGAUGAGGAGAAACAAAGAGCUCAGAUGCUUCAUGAGCAAGCCACUCGUCAGCUGGAAGCGCAGGACUCCGAGUAUGCCCGGAGAAUUCAAGAAGAGCUCCUGCAUGCUGCGGACGAAGAGAGGAAGAGGGAAGAAAGAGAUGAGGAAAUAGCGAAACGAAUACAGGAAGAGGAAGAGCUAUACGUCAGGCAGAGGACCAGCUGCCGAAGAAUAGAUAGCAGAGAGAAGAGCAGCACCAUCAGAUCGACAAACGUACAUCAGCCUAGUCGGCCUCUCUUCAUUGAAGAGGAAGAGUUGGUCUGGCACAGCCAGGCGCACUCCCCCUCUCUUUCCCCGUCAGACUCUGAGGCUGAACACUAUGAACACAGGAGGUCUUUUAGUAGGGAGUAUUCGGACAAUGCUGAGCAGCGCCGUCAGCCUGUGCGGGAGCUGCCUCUCAGGAGACGUUCAGGACAAAGCCGUAAUAGCUGUACCAGCCAGAGCAGCGCACCUGGAAAUCUUCAGGGAGGAUGGAGUGAUGUCGUCCGGCUCAUAAAGAAUGACUUGAGUGAGCAGGGCUAUCUCAGUUACAGUUCUGAAGAUGAAAUCUUUGAACCAGUCUAUGAACUGGAAAGAAUCUUCAGUCGGCGCCAGCAAUGCGGCAAGCGGGGGACGAGGCUGUCUCACCACAGCAGUAUGAGAGAGGCAAAUGGCCGAAAAUGGCAAGGGGACCGAGUGAACCAAAUGGACAGAUAUAGACACUCUGAGUACAAGGACAGCAGAUGUGUGAGAUCAGAGAGCAGGCUAGUGCGAGAUUACAGCGAUUAUAAAUCAGGGGACGGACAGAGACGUGUUCGCUUUCUGGAUGACCAGAAUCGAGAUAGCUUUUAUAUUGAUAGUCGUACAUCAUUUGAUCAACGUCCUAGUGAAAAUAGAAAUUUAAGAAGUUAUAAUGUGAGACCCUAUCACAGUAAUGUUCAUAUAGACAGAAUAUUGACAGGUAAAUUAAACGAAGCGCACAGACAGGAGGCUUAUGGAAUGAGGAACUGUUUGUCACAGGAGAUAAAAGAGGAAGAUCAUGGCAGGUUCAGAGAGAGAGGAAGUUGGGAGGGAGGCAGCCGCAGGGGUCGAGUAGAGCAACGGCCAAGAGCACAUUCUCCUAGGGUGGAGGCAGGGAGCAGACGGUACCAUGGGGAACUUGGCAGGAGAUGCAUAGGGAGCGAUCGAUGGCCAGGUCAUCAGGAGGACAGGUCAAGUUCUGAAGGUGAAGAUGUGGAAAGGGAGAGAAGAAGACUCGAGACUCGAGUGCCAAGGCAACCUCAACGCAGCCUCAGUGCGUCUUUCACAGGGCGCUCUGCUGGAGCAGGGCAGAGUGUGAACAGGCCCUCUUUGGAUUUGGGUGAACUCAGGCAGGUCCUGCAGGAUGAAGAACUCGCCCGCAGGCUACAGGCAGAGGAAGAGGAGUUGCUCAGAGGGGAUCUUGCAACCGCCACUUUAGAGAGAUCUUACCCGGAAGGGGACUUUACAGUAGCGCAGGUUGCUCAAGAUGAGGAGAUUGCUCACUUCAUUCAGAAGCAAGAGAUAACAUCUCAGCUGCAGUCUCGAGAGCUGGAGGAUUGUGGCUCUGCGCGAGGAAAUCGAGAAAUGAGUCAUGUGUAUGACAACAGAGAGGGCUGUGAUGGACAGAUGCCGAGGGAGCGUCUGAACUCUGAGGGUCUUGUUUCUCCUCGUGAUGAGUGCUUUCUGGAAAAUCAGCUGUCAAGUCCUGUUUCUUUGGCAAUGCAGCAGCAUCCAUUCAGGAACGUUGCUGAGGAACUAGAUCCGACAUUUCAAAGGAAAGGGAGCAUGCAAGCAGGACAGAGUACUUCUGACACGUGCCUAGUCCAAACUACACCGCAAGCCGGGUCAUGCGAGGAGCCCACAUUCGUGGCCCCCACUAAACGACAAAACGACAAGCCAGGACGCGCAAAGUCCAAAGAAAAAAAGGAGAACACUAAAUCGAAAGAAAACUGUAAACAGCAAUGAUGAUGCCAGCAACAUUGUGUUGUUUGUUGUGGUGUUGAACGAAUCAACACGAGCAGAUGUACACUCCAACAGUUAACAGCAGGGGAUCAGCAAUGGAUCAAUGGAUCCAACUGUUACUUUUCUUUUUCCUUUGGAACUUUUGGGGUCAGUUUAAUCUCAAAAUAAUGCCAGAAAAUGAUUUGUAUGCUUUACUACAUUUGGUCAAAUGCAUGAAGCUAUUUGUGUUGUAUUUUCAGGGGAAACAUUAUAAUAUUUCAUUCUGUGUACUUCACUUUUUCUUCUACUUCAUUUUUAGUACAUUGUACAGCUGGCCAAGAGACCGAGAUGGCCCCGAAAUCACAUCCUAACAUGACUGUUUUUCAGUUUAAACAAACCAUUUUUCUGAAUUCACAUUACACAUAUUAUCAGUAUAACUUAAAUAAACCAACAAUUAAAUAAGCAAAAGCAAAAAAAAAACAAAUUCAUCCACUCAUGGCUUUGUAGCGAUGUUAUCGGUUUCCUCCCAUGCUUCCUGCCUGGCUUUAUCUAAAAUGUAAAUGCAGCAUUUUUUUUUUUUUUUUGAAUUUGUAAAGUAUGCAGCUUAUUUAAUUUUCUCUUUUCCUUCUUACAUUUACAGAACUGCUAUUUGUAUUAUAUAGACUACCGUUGGACAGGGUUUGCUUCUGUCACAAUGAAAGCCUAAAACCCUGUUCAGAAAUAGUUCUCAGAUUAGAAAUGAUGAAGUUGAUAAAACUGAUUGAUUAUGUCUAUGCUGCUUUGGUGAAUCAUGGACCUCUACACUAAGUUAUUGCAUCUGACGUAUUAAAAAAAUGUAAAGAA
Clarias gariepinus (North African catfish) is the source of this 3280-nucleotide messenger RNA. RefSeq names its product coiled-coil domain containing 187 (gene ccdc187). The record is from RefSeq and is a predicted model, not a curated record. The transcript is spliced from 14 exons. Lineage: Eukaryota; Metazoa; Chordata; Actinopteri; Siluriformes; Clariidae. The coding region runs from base 269 to 2461 and encodes 730 amino acids.